Pollicipes pollicipes is the source of this 2975-nucleotide messenger RNA. RefSeq names its product trypsin-1. Bases 564 to 1583 code for a protein of 339 amino acids. NCBI's taxonomy places the organism in Eukaryota, Metazoa, Arthropoda, Thecostraca, Pollicipedomorpha, Pollicipedidae. The record is from RefSeq and is a predicted model, not a curated record. Gene Ontology annotation, biological process: proteolysis. The transcript has 6 exons. Gene Ontology annotation, molecular function: serine-type endopeptidase activity.
AGGGCCACUUCGUGCUGGGCACGAGGCCGGGCCGGGGCAAGCCGCUGCCGGCCGUGCAGCGGCCCCGGCAGCCGAGCCCGCCGCCCAGGACGGAGCGACCCGCUGUGCCAUCGGAGCGACCCGCUGCGUCACCGGCCACCGGUUUCAGCAGUCAGCGGCUGAAUCAGCAUGGGUACAUCGGGCACCCAGACUGUGGCCUGGUGAGCCCCGAGGUACGCGCCGACUUUGACCAGCUGGAGCUGCGCCGGCGCCGGCGCUCGCCGCUGGACCGCUCCCAUGCCUCGGCCCCGCUGCUGGACCGCUCCCACGCCUCGGCUCCGGCCGACCCCUUCGCCAUCUACGACUCGCUGAAGUACGGCGAGGAGGAGGAGGUCCUCGAGUACGAGCCGUACACAGAGCCGCCGCCUGCCGAGACGGCAAUCGCCGGCCCUCACGGUCAGACGCCAGUGGCUGCCGCCCCACAGGGUCAGGAGCCAGCGACUGCCGGCCCUCACGGUCAGGCGCCAGUGGCUGCCGGUCCUCACGGUCAGGGGCCAGCGGCAUCCGGUCCACAGGGUCAGGACAUGGCGAGCUCCGGAAACGCAAGCGCGUCUCAGGGCCAGGGUCAGGUGUUCAGAGUGAAAUUCCUGCCGCCCGCGGCAGGCGAAGCCAGUCUGGUGUACGGAGACGAGGAAGAGGGAUACGCUCCGGACUUCGACGUCCCAGUAGAGGUGUUCGGCGAAACGUUUACAAUAAGAACGGGGAGAAAACAGGAUGAUCCAUAUGGGAUAUAUUCGCAAGAAUAUUUGGACAGUGUCAGCAAGCAGUUAAAAGAUGUUCACUACAUCACCGGCGGUGAAGACGCAAUCGUUGGGCGAUGGCCAUGGAUCGCUCUGAUUGGUGAGCGACUCCGGCGAAAAAUCUCUUGGUUUUGCGGUGGAGCCAUCAUCAACGAACGAUUUGUGGUUACCGCUGCCCACUGUCUGGGCAAGUUCCGAAAGAACCGGCUGGUGGUGCGCGUCGGCGAGUACGACCUGAACUCCGACACGGAUGCGUCGCACCAGGACCUCCUGGUGGACCGGAUCUACCUGCACCCCGAGUACGUGCACCGUCGCAAGCACCACGACAUUGCGCUGCUGCGGCUGAGUCGGGCGCUGCGGCUGGGCACACUGGUGCGGCCCGUGUGUCUGCCGCCUCGCGGAGUUGACCUCACCGGCCAGACAACCACCGUCGCCGGCUGGGGACACACCGAGUUCGGUGGCGAGACGUCGGCGGUGCUGCAGGAAGUACAACUGCCGCUGGUGAACACGACCGGCUGCGAGGCCCGCUACAGGACCCUCGACGACAGCUUCCAGGCGGACUUCGCGCCCGGCUUCGGCGACACUAAGAUAUGCGCGCACGACACGACGGGCGGCGGCAGGGACUCGUGCCAGGGCGACUCGGGCGGACCCAUGACCUACCAGGACCUGGCGUCCGGUCGCGUCCAACUGGUCGGCAUCGUGUCGUCGGGCGUGGGCUGCGGCCACCCAAAGUUCCCGGGCGUCUACACACGCGUGGCCAUGUACGUCGAUUGGAUUUUGGAGAAGGCCUUCAAAAGCCCAUGACCUCUGGCCGUUCACGUAGGCGGCUGGACAACUUCCUUGGUAUGCUGCUCGCUAACCUCUCUCACGUGCUCACGACCGUCUGAGGUCAGCCAGCAGCACUCCCAGCAAAAGCCAACGAACUGGAAGAAGUGAUCUCCUACUACGGUACUAAUGUGGAUGAUUCAACAUGGGCUUUGCUCUGGCAACACAUAGCUCAAUACCGGAACGAAGGUUUCUUGAGUGCAUGUCUGGGGCGUUUGUCGUUGUUUUCGUUUGAUAACAAUGUUUUUCCUGACGUCUGUCAUUGAACUGGGUGUGGAAUGCGUUGCCAUUGCACACAUAAUGGACGUGUAUUUGUUGCCAGUCUGCUUACGUGUAAGUAAACUAGCAUAUGUUGAGAUCAGCACGAGAGGUUCUGCCAGUGGUGCCAUGCGCAGCACGUCACUCACGUUAUAUAGAAUCGGCCGGAAAACGCACAAUCUACUGUAUUAACAGACGACGUGGGUGCAGAGUUGUGCUAAGAUCACAUUGAGCAUACUUGUUCUUAGAACUUACUUCAACCCGGUUGGCGAACUCACUCAUGUGUCUAUGGUGAGGUGCUGGGCUUACGUUUGACUCAUUCCGCGCGAUUUUUGCUUCGUAAUGCUUUGAAAUGAAAACAUGUGAUGAUAACAGUGAAUGCCUGUUUUUAAUGUAAUGGUGACGGAUGCCACUGACACUGUUCCAAUAACGCGUGUUUUGUCUUUCAAUCUUUCGUCUAAUGAACUCAUCUUUAUUGCAUGUACUCGUUUGGUGAAUCUGGAAUCUGUGAUUGCAUUUGCCGAAAAUAAUUAAAUAUGCUGAAACAUUCGUCUUUACCGCUGCUUGACAUUGCAUUGUUGUUUUAAAUAGCGCAGAAUGAACACCAACACUGCAUUUAUAGUACACCAACACAUUGCCGUCCCGUCCUUCAUGCGCUGAACCCACUGAAUACGGAAGGAAGCCGAUGUCCGUGCUCAACGCUCGCUUGGUUCGCUCUCGGCCCGAUUCGCCAGGAGGAGAGAUGACUACUGCGAAUCCUCUCAGCAAAUCCGAAAUCAUGCACAGACAUGGUAUCUGCAAGCGGCCGAUAUAAUGAAUAUAUUUGCUGACUAGGUACCUGCAUGCGAUGUCCGAGCUAUAUCUGUGAAUGCAACACAGAUCUUAUAUUGAUACUCAGGGUGAUAUUUAAGGGCCCACUGGUUUUGCCGAACUUCCAUGCAGAAAGGUAUAGGUCCGCUUAAUCCAGUGGCACCGCCCUCUGUGCCUUGGUUUGUCGUUGAUGUAUUACCGAACAUAUACAAUUUGGUUUUUCGCCCACUAUGCUAAAAAUGUUAUGACUCCCGUCCAACAUGUAUGUGAAUAAAUAUUUAUUGACCAAUAAAUUUGGCUCAA